CCUAGCAAGCAUCAAAGUCUGAAACGCAGCACAUCCAAAUCAGAGGUCGAUGGGCGAUUCGAUAUCAUUGUCGACAAGAUUCAAGCAAAACCCUGGCACAAAUCCAUCCUUCAGAAGACGCAGAAGCAAGCUUCGGACAGUGAGAAAGAUCACGCGCGAAAGCCCCCAAAAUGCUCAAACAUCCAUCUACGCACACACAAGGAUGACUUCAAACCUCUGGUGGACUCCUUCAGCGGUACGCCACGAAUGAACGUGGCGAUUCUGAUCGUAGGAUCCAGGGGAGAUGUACAACCAUACGUAGCUCUCGGCAAGGUUCUCCAAGCCUCUCCAUACAAUCAUCGUGUCAGAAUCUGUACACAUCCGAAUUUCAAGGAUUUUGUUCAGAGCAACGGACUGGAGUUCUUCUCGAUCGGUGGAGAUCCAGAAAAAUUGAUGGCAUACAUGGUCAAGAAUCCAAGCGUGUUACCGAGCCUUGAAUCCAUGAAGGCAGGUGACAUUGGAGCUCGACGCGCUGAGAUUGCUGAAAUGCUUACCGGGUGCUGGCAUGCAUGCACCGAGGCAGGCAACGGGAUUGAUCCAAUUGUCCUACCAAAGCUCAGCGCCAUCGAUGCCCACACGGCUAUAGAUGUGCCUCAACCCUUCAUUGCAGACGCGAUAAUCAGCAACCCCCCUGCUUACGCAAACAUCCAUAUCGCCGAAAAGCUCCAUUGCCCGCUACAUAUGACCUUUACCAUGCCUUGGAGUCCAACUACCGCUUUUUCUCACCCUCUAGCGACACUAAAGGGUUCCAAAGAGGAUCAAAGACUGGCGAAUUUUCUUUCUUUUUAUAGUAUGGAGUUGUUAACAACGGAAGGACUCAUCGACCUGAUCAACGACUUCCGCGAGAACACACUUGCGCUAGAUCCCAUCCAUGCCGCUUGGGGCUACAAACUGAUGCCACAGCUCAAAGUGCCUUUUCUUUACACUUGGUCUCCGGCACUAAUACCAAAGCCCAAAGACUGGGGAUCUCACAUCGACAUCAGCGGUUUCCUAUUCCUCGAGUCACAGUCAUCGUUCAAGCCGGAUGCAGACCUCCAGAGAUUUCUCGAGAGCGGACCACCUCCAAUCUAUAUUGGCUUCGGUUCCAUUGUUGGAGACGAUCCCGCGAAGAUGACACGAAUGAUCUUGGACGCAGUGGAACAGGUUGGAGCUCUUGUUUCAAGAGGUUGGGGGAACAUCGGUGGUAACGACGUGCCUGAUAAUGUUUUCUUGGUCGGAAACGUACCUCAUGACUGGUUGUUCCCACAUUGCUCCGCUGUCGUGCAUCACGGUGGAGCAGGAACAACAGCGAUAGGCAUCGCUCUUGGUUUGCCUACUGUAGUCGAUCAGCCGUUCUGGGGCGACAUGAUCAAUCGAGCCGGCGCAGGGCCGCAACCAAUUCCAUAUAAGAAUCUCAACGCAGAAAAGCUAGCAGACCAGAUCCGCUAUGCACUUCAACCGGACAUCAAAGCCCGAGCCAAAGAGCUCAGCAAUCUCAUCAAUAACGAGACAGGCACUCAAACAGCAGCAAAGAUCUUCAAUGGAACGGAACAAAUGCAAGACCUGAAUUGCUUCCUUUGUCCCGACUUGGUUGGUGUGUGGCGUGUUCGCCGGACGAAUAUACGCUUAUCCGCACUUGCCGUUGCCGUGUUGCUAGAUCGUGGCAUCAUCAGUUACCGCAAGCUCAAGCUGUUCCAGAAGAAGCGGUGGUAUGUCGAGAAGGGUGCUCAGAAUCCCUUGAUAGGAGUCGCAGGCGCAUUGGGCACGUCAGCAAUCGCCUACAAGAACUGCUUCCACCAGCUCGGAAAGGAUCUUUCUUCGCCAGAUAGUAGCAAAACCAAGGUUCGCUUUGACGAAGAAGGCGAGAGCGAGCGUCGCCCAGGUGUUGUGAAAGCCAUUGGCAAGUUCGGCGCAUCGCUUACCAUGGACACCCUACGACUGCCUGUUGAUUUGUUGUACAACAUCACGAAUGGUUUCCACAAUUUGCCUUGUUACUUCGACGACACGGUUCGGAUACGCGGAGAGAUUACUGGUUUCCAAUCAGGUCUGCGAGUCGGCGGUCAAGAACUCUGCUUCGGCUUUUACGACGCUGUCACUGGUCUCGUCACUCAGCCGAUUCGCGGCUACAAGAAAGCCAAUGGACAUGGCGCUGGCGCCGAAACUCUUGGAGUGGUCAAAGGUCUGGGAAUCGGUCUGGGUUCGUUGGUGUGCAAGAGUUCCGCUGCGGCGCUCGGCAUCCCUGGCUAUGGACUCAAAGGCCUAGAGAGAUGCUUACGCACCGGUUGCAAGGACACCAGUCGGGCAGAUAAAGCCGAGCCUAUCCUCUUGCCUUUCCUGAAACAGAAUAAGGAUGAGCGCGAACAGUCGGAUCAUAAACAAGCUAGGGAAGCCAUACUGGACUUGAUCAUGGAGGCUAAGGGGAAUGAUCUGGAUAAGCAAAUUCGUGCCAGAAGGGGGUGGCAGGGUUUUGCUGAAUUGCAGCAGUUGAGAGAGGAUCCAGAGAAAGCUGCGGCGAAAGAGCAGGAGAUCAUUGAGUCGUGGAAGAGAUUGACUUUGGCCGCCAGAUAA
Messenger RNA from Aureobasidium musti, 2586 nucleotides. Lineage: Eukaryota; Fungi; Ascomycota; Dothideomycetes; Dothideales; Saccotheciaceae. The record is from the annotation of a GenBank genome assembly.